GAGCUUUGGAGACUCUAGGAACUUCGAUCAGGAGAAAUCACCUUUCAGAAGUGCGGGGUCCUCCAUUUACAACCACAAGCAAUGGCCUGGGAUGAUCCCAUAAUUCCACCAGUUCCUCCACAUGUGGUCAAGGACGUUGCGCACGAUUGCGUUGGGAGUGCCGCUGGAUUUGGAUGCAGCCAUCGAUGCUCCCGUUCCAGAGGUUUGCGCUACAAUGGAAGAACGAUUUAAGAACUAUGACAUGGAUCGUGUUACUCAUGUUGUGAUACAGAGUGUCCAUCAAUCGACAGAUUCAGAUUUUCCGGUGCAUCGGCUACCAAUACGACUGGGACUAUCCCGGCCCUUUUGGCAUUUCCUUGGAAAGAUGGUGGCCAAGGCCGUGUAUGACGAUGAGACCGAGCUUCGCGAACUCAAUUUUGUUGCUAUAGGCCGGCGUGAGUUCGUCGCUUUCACGACGUCCAUGUGGAGGGCUGCCGAAGAACCUGAAGCGAGGACGGAAGCACAGAACGAAGGAGAUAAGGCAGAAACGAUGCCACAGGCCACUGAACUACCGCCGCUUAACGUCAUCGAGGUGAACUUUAAGAAGCCGCAGCCAGGGCAACCAAUCGAAUUAGCUUGGACACCUGCCAGAGGCUUGUUCACCGCCAAAAUCAGACAAUGGAACGAGCGCCGAGCCGCUGAAAAUGAUGAACUGCACAAGUGCAUGGCUAAAGCAGCAGAGUAAACGGGCAGUCCAGUUCUAACCAAGGACAUUAUCAAGAGAGGUUGCUGGUGAUGGAUGGGGUG
This is a messenger RNA of Canariomyces notabilis, 786 nucleotides long. RefSeq lists its product as uncharacterized. Bases 122 to 724 code for a protein of 200 amino acids. NCBI's taxonomy places the organism in Eukaryota, Fungi, Ascomycota, Sordariomycetes, Sordariales, Chaetomiaceae. The transcript is spliced from 4 exons. The record is from RefSeq and is a predicted model, not a curated record.